This is a messenger RNA of Gavialis gangeticus (Gharial), 4012 nucleotides long. RefSeq names its product zinc finger DHHC-type containing 5 (gene ZDHHC5). Gene Ontology annotation, molecular function: palmitoyltransferase activity. Lineage: Eukaryota; Metazoa; Chordata; Crocodylia; Gavialidae. Gene Ontology annotation, biological process: protein palmitoylation. The transcript has 11 exons. The record is from RefSeq and is a predicted model, not a curated record. The coding region runs from base 1349 to 3526 and encodes 725 amino acids.
ACUGUGAAGCUCCAGAUGUCAAUUUUUAAUUAUUUUAUCUAGAUUUGUUUUUGUUUGUUUUAACAAUAUGGAUUAAUGAGGAACUAUUUUAUUUUUGGGGGGGAGAGGAAGAAAUGGAUCGACUUGGAAGAGACUGAGACCCUUGGGCCAUGGGUGAAAAAGGUCUGGUCAGCAUUGUUUUAAUCAUCAGUUGCCUUUUGGAGUUUUAAGAGUUCUCUGAAAUCUCUCCUUUCAAGUCUGCCCUCCUUCACCCCACUUAGGCACUUUCUAGAGACAGUUGCUACAGAAGGGAUUGGAAAUUCAAGCUUAUUCCUAAAGCCAAGAGGAAACAAGACCUACCGGAGUGUUUUGGGUGUCAAGCACGAGGGAACGAAUAGGAGGAGGACAAAAAAACACACAAGCCAAUGGACCUUGGCCUCCAAUCCCCCUUAUAAAGAAAAGGAUUUACAGCUCAACCUCACACCAGCUGUUGCCUGGCUUUACCCGUCAGGAGAGGAAAUAAAUAAAAUUAAACAACCACCGCUAGAUAGACAGUUCCAGAUCCUGGUGAAAUUGGGAAGAAUGUUUCUGCGACUGUCUUUGUAUUAAAGUGCAGGAGGAAGCAAAGUGGUGUUAGGAAGACUGGCAGAAGCAGAAUCUCCUUCCAGAGAGUGGUGACCAGAAGGGACCACUGGACUUCAGGAGCAGCUUAGAAAGGAAAAACACAAGAGACUUCCUUGGUGUUCUGGUGCGGAUUUUUCUCAGAGGAAUCCAAGACAGGCUGGAUACCUUCACAAGGGCAUAAAAGACUCACCCAGCUCAGCUUUCUUCCAUGUGCCACAGAGUUCUGUAUGUUUCAGUUGCCACCUUCCCUAGCCUUUGUUUUACUCUUGCCUCCAGGGUGAAACCAGUCCUCACUACCAGCUGCUCAGCGAACUACUUCUUGCACUAUAGUGGCCUGGCUCAGGACAGAUGUGGGCAGCCAAGGACAUCUCUGUCUCAAUAGUGUUUUAAAUUGGAGUUUACCCCCCAACCUUUAAAAAAACAAAAUCUCCUCUAUCCCCCCAAACUCUUGCGGGGGCACAGUGUAUUUUUUUAGCUGUUGUCUUGGAUCUCUACCUUCUGGAGUUUCUGUGGCUCUUUCUGGAUGGUCUUGUGUCUUCUGCUCCAUUGAGAACUCUCUAAGUGUAUUUCAGGAAGUUGGGUAACUGCUUGCCCCCUCUUCCCCUAACUUUUCCCUCCCACCUUCCCUGUGAGCCCCCCUUCUCCCUUCCCUUCUGAAGAUCCCUUCCCCCCCUUUUCAUAUCCAUUCUGAUUCCAGUUGGGCCUGGGCUAUGCUGCAGGGCAGAUUCUCCACCAGAGCUCCAACAUGCCAGCAGCAUCUGGAAAGAGGUUUAAACCCAGCAAAUACGUCCCAGUCUCUGCUGCUGCCAUCUUCCUAGUGGGAGCCACCACCCUCUUCUUUGCCUUCACGUGCCCAGGGCUCAGUCUGUACAUCUCCCCAAUCAUCCCCAUCUACAAUGCCAUCGUCUUCCUCUUUGUGCUGGCCAACUUCAGCAUGGCCACCUUCAUGGACCCAGGCAUCUUCCCACGAGCUGAGGAAGAUGAGGACAAAGAGGAUGACUUCCGAGCCCCACUCUACAAGACAGUGGAGAUCAAGGGCAUCCAGGUGCGCAUGAAAUGGUGUGCAACGUGUCGCUUCUACCGGCCUCCACGCUGCUCCCACUGCAGUGUCUGUGACAACUGUGUGGAGGAGUUUGACCAUCACUGCCCCUGGGUGAACAACUGCAUUGGGCGGCGCAAUUAUCGCUAUUUCUUCCUCUUUCUGUUGUCACUCACCACACACAUCAUGGGUGUGUUUGGCUUUGGCCUUCUCUACGUCCUCUACCAGGUGGAAGAGCUCUCUGGAGUGCGUAUGGCUGUCACCAUGGCUGUGAUGUGUGUGGCUGGCUUGUUCUUCAUUCCUGUGGCUGGCCUUACAGGGUUCCAUGUGGUGUUGGUGGCAAGGGGCCGCACCACCAAUGAACAGGUUACAGGUAAAUUCCGGGGAGGAGUGAACCCUUUCACUAAUGGUUGCUGUAAAAAUGUCAGUCGUGUCCUCUGCAGCUCACCAGCUCCCAGAUACCUUGGGCGACCAAAGGCAGAGCCGACAGUGCUGGUGAAACCACCCUUCCUCCGACCUGAGUUGUCAGAUGGACAGAUUGCUGUCAAGAUAAUGGACAAUGGUAUCCAGACUGAACUGAAGAGAACGAAGUCCAAAGGAAGCCUCGAGGUGACAGAGAGCCAGUCUGCAGAUGCUGAGCCACCACCCCCGCCCAAGCCAGACCUUGGCCGCUACACGGUCCUGAGGACACACUUAACCCUGGCCACCAAUGAGGACAGCAGCUUGAUAGGCAAGGACAGCCCUCCAACUCCAACCAUGUACAAGUACCGACCUGGCUACAGCAGCAGCAGCACCUCAGCCGCCUUGCCCCAUUCCACCAGCGCCAAGCUGAGCCGAGGGGACAGCCUGAAAGAGCCCACAUCCAUAGCUGAGAGCAGCCGGAACCCUAGUUAUCGGUCGGAGCCAAGCCUUGAGCCCGAGAGCUUCCGUUCGCCCACCUUUGGCAAGAGCUUCCACUUUGACCCACUGUCGAGCGGCUCUCGCUCCUCCAGCCUCAAGUCGGCCCAGGGCACGGGUUUCGAGAUGGGCCAUCUGCAAUCGAUCCGCUCUGAGGGCACCACCUCCACAUCCUACAAGAGCCUGGUGAAUCAGACGCGCAAUGGGAGCUUGUCCUAUGACAGCUUGCUCACCCCCUCUGACAGCCCUGACUUCGAGUCUGUGCAGGCCGGGCCAGAGCCAGACCCCCCCAUGGGCUACACAUCACCCUUCCUUUCAGCCCGCAUCACUCAGCAGCGUGAGGCUGACCUGCACAGCCGCUUCCCCAGCACCGGCUCACCCAAGCACCACCCCCCUCGUGAGCACUCUCCUAUCCGCUAUGACAAUCUCUCACGCCACAUUGUGGCCUCCAUGCAGGAGCGGGAGAAGCUUCUGCAGCAGGCACCCAGCCCACCGCCUCUGGCUCGAGAGGAGGACACAGGACAGGCGGACUCAGGCGUCCAGUCCACACCAGGCUCUAGCAAUGCCCCACGUACCAGUUCCUCUUCGGACGAUUCGAAGCGUUCGCCUCUGGCAAAGAACCCACUCACUCGCCCAGUGCCACCCCGUUUUGGCAAGCCCGAGCCUCUGCACGCUCUCAGGGUGCGCUCACUAGGCUCACCAGACCAGCCUGCUGCCCCCCACCUGGGCAAAUCUGUGUCUUACAGCAGCCAAAAAGCAUCGUCUCAGGCCAGCGUCCCAGAGACGGAGGAGGUGGCCUUGCAGCCGUUACUGGCACCAAAAGACGAGGUGCAGAUGCGAACAGCUUACAGCAAAUCCAACGGGCAACCCAAGAGCCUGGGCCCAGCCUCCCCAACCCCUGGCCAACCACCUCUGAGCAGCCCCACACGUGGAGGAGUCAAGAAAGUGUCUGGAGUGGGCGGGACCACCUAUGAGAUUUCUGUAUGAAGGGCAGUGCACUCUCCCCACUGUCACCUCCUCCCUGGCUGAUGCCCAAAGGCCCAGGCGCAGCAGCCAGGCGCUCCUGUGCUCUCGAUACAUGGACGCUUUUUAGAAUCCGACUGGGAGGGGAAGCUGCGAGGACAGUGACCAUUUUUAACUACAAUCCCUGGGAUUUGGGGCAAGGCCCUGGGCACCCCCUUGACAUCAUAGCAGUGGCGGGCCCAGCUUGGCUACUCACCACAGCUGGCCACCUCCUCUGAACCAACCAAGAAACUGCAAACAUAGCACACACUGCCGAGAGAAGGGGACACCACACCAGCAGCGCCUCCAGCUGGGAGAAAGGCAGGGCAGGCAGCCUGCAGCCCUGCCCCUAACGGGCCUGACACUCGCAGACCUAGUGCAAUUGCUCACCUCAUGUGGUAGGGCAGAUCAUUUUUAAACCAGAAUAAUUUUUUUUAUGAUUAUUGUUACGGAUUCUAUUUUUUUUCUCUU